AUGGGCCAGGAGAAAUCUUUGCCCUCCAGAUGUACCUCCGCACAUGACUACCACCAUCACCACCAUCAUCAUCACCACCACCAUCACCACACGGGCUCGUCCACCUCCUCGACGACCUCGUCCGCCGUGCCGUCCCGCUCGCCGUCCACCGCCUCGACGACAUCGUCCGCCUCGUCCGCAUCGGCCGCCUCCUCAUACAAAAGCGUCGAGCGGCAGACCAAGUACCUCAACGAGCAUCUGUACAUCAAGUCCUACCUGGACAUCGAGGAAGAGGACCGCAACGCGAAGCUGCUCUUCCAGAAGGUGCGACCCGGCGGCAUACGGAACUACACACCCAAGAUACUGUCCGAGAACCCGAAGCAGGAUCUGGAUGUUUGGAUCUAG
This is a messenger RNA of Anopheles marshallii, 384 nucleotides long. RefSeq names its product knob-associated histidine-rich protein. Lineage: Eukaryota; Metazoa; Arthropoda; Insecta; Diptera; Culicidae. The transcript has a single exon. The record is from RefSeq and is a predicted model, not a curated record. The coding region runs from base 1 to 384 and encodes 127 amino acids.